Molecule: messenger RNA, 750 nt
Organism: Penicillium arizonense
Lineage: Eukaryota; Fungi; Ascomycota; Eurotiomycetes; Eurotiales; Aspergillaceae
Product: SDR family NAD(P)-dependent oxidoreductase
Exons: 7
Coding region: 1-750 (249 amino acids)
Molecular function (GO): oxidoreductase activity, acting on the CH-OH group of donors, NAD or NADP as acceptor
Source: RefSeq, a predicted model, not a curated record
AUGAUGAACUUUCCAGGCGUGGCUUUGGUGACUGGCGCCGCAUCCGGUAUCGGAAAGGCAACUGCACUUCAGUACGCGGCAGACGACUGUCAACGGAUAGUCAUUGCAGACAUCAACUUUGAUGACCUCAUGGAGGUUGAAAUGCUGAUCAAGCAACAGUAUCAGGGGGUUGAGAUCAAGAGAAUUGCGGUGGAUGUCCGCGAUCAAGCUUCCGUUGAGACAAUGGUCCAGGAGGCAGUAAAGACCUUCGGUCGGAUUGACUACUGUGCUAAUGUGGCAGGCAUCAUCCGCUUUGGGGAUACGACUGUGUUACCCAUAGAGGAUUUUGACCUCGUAUACCAAGUCAACUUGCGAGGGAUCUUUCUCUGCACAAAGGCUCAGAUUAACCAGAUGUUGCACCAGGAGCCGGAUUCACCAUUUCCUUCUCGCGGUGCCAUUUGCAACAUAUCAUCAGAAGCCGGCAUGAUGGGUAACGGUGAUCUUCCCGCGUACGUCGCGGCUAAGCAUGGAGUUGUUGGUCUGUCGCGAUCGGAUGGUGUCAAAUUUGCAGCUCGGGGGAUUCGAGUAAAUGCACUAUGUCCAGGGACCAUUGAAACUCCAAUCCUGGGUGAUUUGCCGCAAGGCGAAGCAGGGGCGAAACGAAUCGAAGAACGCACCAAGGACAUCGCACUGGGUCGUAAGCAGUUUCGUGACUGGAACGACACUUUCUGCCCAUGGGGGCUUGCGGAAUCGCUGAGCAACCGUCGAUAG